UACAGAAAUUCCCUUCCCCAUGCCCAGCCAGACGAAGGGGUCCUUGGUCAGGUCAGAGAUCCUAUCAUGCAUCCCCACCCUGGCCAAAGACCUCUCCGUGGGCAAGACCAGAGAUCUUGUGGGUGGUGACAGAAUUUUGCAUUUUUGGGAUGUCUUUUCGUGGGAAACACUGUGGGGUUUUGGCCGGAUGAGGGUGUCCCAGUGGUGCUGUCAGGCUGGGCUGUGUGGGGUCAGAGCCAGACACUGAGGUCCCUGGGCAGUGAGAGCUGAAGGUUUGUCAGCUCUGUGUUGCUGGAGCUAGGGUGUGAUGGGUUAUCUUUAGCGCUGCUUGGUUUGCUCUCGCUGUGGGAGGGUCAGCAGCAGGGCCAGACAGGGCCAGAUCAUCAUCCCAGUACCAGCCUCAGGGAGCCCCUGCCCUCCACUGGAGGUUGAUGUGGGGUUGUGGGGUAUUGGAGUGACCUUUGGUCUGGAGAAUGGAUGGGAUAGCUCUUGGUUCUCCUGCUGGUUGCUCACACCAGGUCUCCUGCAGCUUCCCCAGCACUUAGGGAGGGUAAAUGGGGAGGUGGAUGUGGGCUGGGGGCAGAGCAUCCCCCAGCACCUGCGUGGGCUGGGUGCUGCUGGCAUCUCUGCAUGCAGGAGCUGGUAUAGAAAUGUGCUGGCAUCCGGGAGCUGCCACAGGAGACGCUGUCAGAUGCUCUUUAUGCCCCCAGGGACCUCCUCCCACCUCUUCUGUGCCGCCUGAGCUGUUGUACAGUGUUUGCAGAUGCCCCCAUCUCCCUUCACUGUGUCCUUCAGGGCUCCCUUAGCCCCCCCCCCCAUCUACAGCAAAGCUUCUCCCCCACAGCUGGAGCAAAAAAGGGCAGAAGUUGGUGGUUUGGAUGGAGGUGGCCAAAUGUGGGACCAAUUUCCAAGCUCCUGUAGCGGGUCAUUGCCCAGGGCAUGGCCCAAGGCAAGUGUUGGAUGCUUGGUAUGGCUGCCAGAUGCUUAGAGCAGCACUCAGGCAUGGAUCCUUGGCGAGCAUGGCCACCCUUGAUCGAGCUGUGGUGGUUGGGAGAUCCCUCUGUGACCUCCAAUGGCAGCUCAUGGACAGAGAGUAAGGGUGGGGAGAACAUCUGGUAGCUUGUAUGAUGGUGAAGGAAAGGGCCAAAACUCACACCCCAUUCCAUAAUCCCUCUGCUGGAGGGGCACAGUGGAUUGGGGUGGCUCAGGUGUCUUUGGAGCAAGUAUAGGGUGAAACUGGACUGUAGCAGGGAGCAGGAUGUGAGCAGUGGGAGUGCAAGGGCAGCACCUGGGAGAAGCAGGGUCAGCACUGAGUGUGAGAGGGGCCAGGCCAGACCCUGCAGUUUGGGGUGUCAAGUGUUUGCUGUCAGAUAGCCAAAAGUUAAGGAGAAGUGGGAAACAUCCAGGAAACAUCCAUGGAGAGGCAUGGGACCAACUUCUGCCUGGAGGAGCAGCCCUGCCGUCUUCCCUGGCUGCUCCCUGGGUGGCUGUGGCUCCAGUGGUGACUGGGGGAUGAAUUACGGCCACCGGGUUUUCCAUGCCUUAGUAUAGGCAUGGGCACGGCCUCAGCCCCCGCGCGAUACAGCGAGUGUGCCCUGAGCUCCUGCCUUACUGCAGGAUCCAGCUGGGGAGUGCAAGUCAGGCUAGAAAGUGUUGGGUUUUUUUUAAAACAGAAAAAGAAAAAAGCCCUCCCACCAUCACAAGAUGUUUCUGUCUAACGGCUCCGUUCCCUCUCCGCUAAAUACAAAUUAUGGCUCUGACAGCCGGAGGCGCUUAUCUCCAACUGAAUGCCAAUUACUUUCAGGAACAAAAUGUUUGAAGUUCCUCUAAGGUGAAGGCACAACGUGGUCCCUGCCACUGCUUUCAGCCUCCAAAACCUGCUGUCAUCACCCUCACUUGGGUCUCAGGUCCCCAGCUGGGAGAGAACCAGGCAAGGGGGUGGACACAGGCCGGCAGCUACAUUUGGACAUAGCUCAGCCCUCCUGACUCAGCCGGGGGGGACGGACAGGGACGUGGUCCUGGCCUGACGUUAGCAGUGGCGUGGCCCCUAUAAUAGCACCGUGCCCCGACUUGAGCUCUCUCUCCCUGUCAGCCUCAGAGAUGAGUCUGCCUGUCCCUGCCGAGGGGCUCAGCGGGAUAAAACCAGAGCUGGGAUACAUUCUGGCACCGGGGCUCUGACCUCUGUUGGGAAGCGUGGACUUGAGCCGGCUCUGGUGCUGCUGGCCCGUGGGACACAGGGAGCAUCGUCUCCGCGAUAAGAAUAAGUACUCAGCUCCCAGCAGCGUUGCCAUCAUGGGGAAGGACUACUACAAGAUUUUGGGCAUCCAGAGCGGUGCCAACGAAGAUGAAAUCAAGAAGGCCUAUCGGAAAAUGGCCCUGAAAUAUCAUCCUGAUAAGAAUAAAGACCCCAACGCUGAGGAGAAGUUCAAGGAGAUUGCGGAGGCUUAUGACGUCCUGAGUGACCCCAAGAAACGAGCCGUGUAUGACCAGUAUGGGGAGGAAGGUCUCAAAACUGGAGGUGGCUCUUCAGGUGGCUCAGGGAACACCUUCCACUACACCUUCCAUGGAGACCCCCAUGCCACCUUCGCAUCCUUCUUCGGAGGCUCCAACCCUUUCGACAUCUUCUUCGCCAGCAGCCGCUCCCGGAUGUUCAAUGGCUUUGACCAGGAAGAUAUGGAUAUGGAUGAUGACGACGACCCUUUCAGUGCCUUUGGCCGGUUCGGCUUCAACGGCAUUAAUGGAGUUCACCGUCGGCACCAGGAGUCCCUGCACACGCGGAGGAAGGUCCAGGACCCACCUGUCAUCCACGAGCUCAAGGUGUCCCUGGAAGAGAUCUACCACGGAUCCACCAAGAGGAUGAAGAUCACUCGCAGAAGGCUCAACGCUGAUGGCCGGACCAUGCGGACUGAGGACAAGAUCCUAAACAUUGUCAUCAAACGGGGUUGGAAGGAGGGAACCAAAAUCACCUUCCCCAAAGAAGGGGAUGCCACUCCAGACAACAUCCCUGCAGACAUCGUCUUCAUCCUCAAGGACAAGCCUCACUCGCACUUCAAGAGGGACGGGACAAACGUGAUCUACACGGCAAACAUCAGUCUUAAAGAGGCCUUGUGCGGCUGCACUGUGAACAUUCCCACCAUCGAUGGACGGGUGAUCCCGCUCCCCUGCAACGACAUCAUCAAGCCAGGGACAGUGAAGAGACUACGUGGGGAGGGGCUGCCCUUCCCCAAGGCCCCCAGCCAGCGAGGAGACUUGAUCGUGGAGUUCAAAAUCCGCUUCCCGGACAGAAUAGCUCCCCAGACGAGACAGAUCCUCAAGCAGCACCUCCCAUGCUCCUAGAGCCCAGGGACUCUCCUCCAAAGCAGCAAUACUCCAAAUGCAUGUGCCACAGCACCUGGCCUGCACAGAGCCAAGGUGUCACAGCACUUUUAAAUGCAAAAAAAGAGAAAAAAA
This is a messenger RNA of Zonotrichia albicollis (white-throated sparrow), 3450 nucleotides long. RefSeq names its product DnaJ heat shock protein family (Hsp40) member B5 (gene DNAJB5). Gene Ontology annotation, molecular function: protein-folding chaperone binding. Gene Ontology annotation, cellular component: cytosol. NCBI's taxonomy places the organism in Eukaryota, Metazoa, Chordata, Aves, Passeriformes, Passerellidae. The record is from RefSeq and is a predicted model, not a curated record.